Molecule: messenger RNA, 1445 nt
Organism: Phycodurus eques (leafy seadragon)
Lineage: Eukaryota; Metazoa; Chordata; Actinopteri; Syngnathiformes; Syngnathidae
Gene: dmrt3a
Product: doublesex and mab-3 related transcription factor 3a
Exons: 2
Coding region: 25-1362 (445 amino acids)
Biological process (GO): regulation of transcription by RNA polymerase II; male sex differentiation
Cellular component (GO): nucleus
Molecular function (GO): protein binding; RNA polymerase II cis-regulatory region sequence-specific DNA binding; DNA-binding transcription factor activity, RNA polymerase II-specific
Source: RefSeq, a predicted model, not a curated record
CAGCGGUGCGCGUAUACGUCCGCGAUGAACGGGUACGGCUCUCCGUACUUGUACGUGCACGGCGCUCCGGUGUCUCAGCCGCCGCGAGCGCCCCUCCAGCGGACCCCCAAGUGCGCCAGGUGCCGCAACCACGGCGUGCUGUCGUGGCUCAAGGGCCACAAGAGGUACUGCCGCUUCAAGGACUGCGCCUGCGACAAGUGCAUCCUCAUCAUCGAGAGGCAGAGGGUGAUGGCCGCGCAGGUGGCGCUACGCCGGCAGCAGGCCAACGAGAGCCUGGACAGCCUCAUCCCGGAGGCCCUCAGGGUCGUGCCCGCGGAGGGGGCCACGGCGGCGGCGGCGGCGGCGGCGGCGACCACCGGGGAGCCCGAAGCCAGAUGGAGGAUUGCGGAGGAAAGACGAGAUGGUCCAGAGGAUGGAAGCGGGGAGGUGUCCGGGGCUGAGACCGGAGGCAGCCCUGGUGAGCGGGACCACGAUCAGGUGAGCUCCCCGGAAGGUUCCAAACCAAACUCCUGCUACACCCCAGAACCCCCGGAUGGUCACUCGGAGGAGAAGGAGGCCAAAGCAGAGAGUCCCCAGAAGAGGCCCGCCAGUCCCGGGGCCCGGGGGAUGCUCAUUGAGGGUCUGGCCGGCUCCGUCAACCUGCCCCUCAGCCUCAGAGCCAACCGCCCUCCUCUGGAGGUCCUCAAGAAGAUCUUCCCUGGCCACAAGGCACCUGUUCUGGAGCUCAUCCUCCGGGGCUGCGGAGGGGACCUGGUUGGCGCCAUCGAGGUGCUGCUGGCCAGCCGGGGCCCCGACGGGGGCGCGCACCCGCACGCAGACCCGCACCCCGACCCCAUCGUGCUGCCGCCCGGCGCGCAGCCCUUCGAGCACGGCCUGGGCUCCUACCACCCGGUGACUUCCUCUGCCAAGUGGUCGGUGGGCUCCGCCUUCAGGGUGCCGGACUCGCUGCGCUUCACUUCCGAGUCGCCCUCGGUGGGCACCCUGGGGGUCCCCCUGCAGCACCCGCGCUACCCGCUAGUGCUUCGCAACUCCCUGGCCCGGGGCCCAGGCGGAGCACUGGUGCACAGCGAUGUGACCCUGUGGAACACCAUGGCCUUGCAGCAACAGUACCAACUACGCUCCGCCGCCGCCGCCCAAUACGUGUCGCCCUUUGGUCCAGCCUGCGCCCCCGGGGGAUCCGUCUUCCGGGGGGCCUCACUGCUACACCAGCACCACCCCAGAGUCACCGAGGAGCCCCGCGGUGGCAUCCAGGAGGGCGAGGGCUGCGGGCCCGGGGCCAAGGGGGGCCUGUACUCGCCCGACGAGGACUACGAGGAGCGUUCAGACUCGGCCGACUCGCGGAUCUUGAACUCGUCCGGCUAGAAUGCGUUUUGCUUUGAUUGGAUCGGAUCCAGACAAACAAUGAAGUGAGCGCCACUCAUGAAUGUACAAACCUUUACGUCUAC